AUGGUACAGGUGCUGCUUCUGAAUCUGCAUCCAUGCUCGCUUAAGGGUUCCAAGGUGGCACCCCUACCGCCGCGGCAGACCCUCGUGUUCCUCAUCGCGCUGUUCGGUCUCUAUGUAUGCUACCUCUCCUUCAACCAGAUAAGGCUAGAGAACAAAGGAGGGGAGAACGGUGCAGAAGAACAGACAGGGCAUGUUUGCACAAGGCCUGUUAUUCCGGAUGAGGAGCUGCCAUAUGUGCACUUCCCAGAACCAGAGGGUUAUAACAGGGCGGAAUGCUCGUGUACUCCUGUUCGAUUUUUUGUGAUCGUGUCGAUGCAGAGAUCAGGAAGUGGGUGGUUUGAGACACUGCUGAAUAGCCACCCUAACAUCAGCUCGAACGGCGAAAUAUUUAACAGAAUGGAUAGAAGAGAAAAUAUAUCAUCUAUCGUACAAGCACUCGACAAGCUGUACAACUUGGACUGGUUCACGAGCGCGGCAAAAAAUGAGUGCACGGCUGCAUUUGGGUUCAAGUGGAUGCUAAAUCAGGGGUUUAUGGACUAUCAUGAUGAUAUACUUAGUUAUUUGAACAAGAAGGGUGUCUCUCUGAUAUUUCUCUUCAGGAGAAACACAUUGCGCAGACUUAUCUCUGUAUUGGCUAACAACUAUGACAGAGAUGCAAAGCAGCUGAAUGGAACCCACAAAUCUCACGUUCACUCGGAAGAAGAGGCUGAGAUACUAGCGAAAUUCAAACCAGAACUGGACGUGUCAACUCUGAUUUCAAACAUCAGGGAUGUUGAGAAGUACAUGGGAGAUUGCUUGGACUACUUCAACACGACACGCCGCAUGAUCCUCUACUAUGAGGACAUAAUCAGCAACAGAAAUGCAUUACUCCAAGUGCAAGAAUUCCUGGGCGUUCCAGCGAGGAAACUGGUCAGCAGGCAGGUGAAGAUUCAUAGACGUCCGCUUCCGGACCUUGUCAGGAACUGGGAGGAUGUGAACAGCAAACUCAACGGGACAGAGUAUGCGCGCUUUCUGGAUGGCGCAGAUUACCUGAAGUGA
Messenger RNA from Lolium rigidum, 1038 nucleotides. RefSeq names its product nodulation protein H-like. NCBI's taxonomy places the organism in Eukaryota, Viridiplantae, Streptophyta, Magnoliopsida, Poales, Poaceae. The record is from RefSeq and is a predicted model, not a curated record. The coding region runs from base 1 to 1038 and encodes 345 amino acids. Gene Ontology annotation, molecular function: sulfotransferase activity. The transcript has 6 exons.